AUGCUUCCAAACUCGACAGCUGAAGAGAUUCGCGCUGCGAUUGAGACAAAAAAACAUGAAAUAGAGGCGCAGCGUGCAAGGCUGCGUAGGGCGCAAGAGGAGGUGUCUCAGGCCCAGGAGCGUCAGAGGUUGCGGAGAGAGCUCGAUGACCAUGUACGUCAACUGGAAGAACAUUCCGACUGCCUUCAGGAGGAAUGGUUUCUCCGCUGGGAGAUUGACAGGGACGAAGACGGACCACAUCUUCCCAAUAUUCGGACUGAAUCCAGGGCGGCCAGCACCAACACGAUGGAGACUGAACAUUUUGCGCACUGUGUCACCAAAGGUGAGUUCGUGUGGGAGAUGGCGGGCUUCUCCUGGUUGGAGAGCAUGCUACAGCAAAGAGACCUCCCUUGCUGGUCUUCAGGCAGCUUUGCCGUGGGCGAGGAGGAGUUCCAUCUUAGGUAUCAUCCCCAAGGUGGAGUAUUGUGGAAGUCUACUGGCGAUCGGCAGCAAGGGUCCCUGGCGCUCAUUUGCACUAGUGGAAGCAGAGUCGCUCUUCGGCUCCGGCUCCUUUUGAAGACGAGUGGAGCAUUCGUGCAGUGGGGUGACACUAUCCAGGCCUGCCACACAGGAGGACUUCCAAGAGCAUAUGGGCCUGAUGUGCACGAGGAACGUUCCUGGCAUUCGGGGCUACCACCUGUAGGUAUCUUCGGGCUCUCGCACAAGCAACUACUGCAGUCAGAAUGGGUGCAAAACGAUUGCCUGACUGUGAAGUGCAUCUUGGAAGUCCGCCCCGACAAUCGAGGUGUAUCUUCGACAUUCACCCCGAGACCGACAGUGGAAGUUCCAGCGCCUACAAUGGGAUGCGACUUGCAAGCGCUGUGGGAGACUGGUACAUGCAGUGAUGUGCAGUUCGUUGUUCAAGGCGAAGUGGUCAACGCGCACUCGCAAGUCCUGUGUGCAAGAUCCCCGGUUUUUGCAGCACAGCUGACAAGCGGCAUGAAGGAAUCUGUGUCGAAAGUGAUUGAGGUUGACGAUUGCGAGCCUGCAGCAUUCAAAUCAUUCCUACACUUCCUUUAUACCGACAAUCUUGAGGAGCUGUCAUCUGUGAAGUCCAAGGAGAAGGACAGCUCGAGGCUGUCACAAGUCCAAGCACUCUUAGCAGUCAGCCACAAAUACCACGUACUGCGGCUCCAGCGCUGGUGUGAACUGCAGCUGUGCAAAGAGAUCACGGCUUCGGGAGUGUGCAGCAUAUUAUGUCAAGCGCACUUGCACCAAGCCACCGAGUUGGAGAAGGCCUGUCAUACCUUCAUCAAAGACAACAUGUCCGAGGUAGUCAAGCUGCCGGCCUAUGCUAACAUGGUGAGGGCAUGGCCGGAGGUGUCGCUGAAGGUAAAUCUGUUUCUGGCGGGAGUGCGAGAGCCAGCUGUGGAUGCCUCUCAGGACAGCAAUGUGCUUGGUCAGACAGGAAAGCGCAAGCGUGAAGAGGCGGAGUGA
Messenger RNA from Symbiodinium natans, 1476 nucleotides. The record is from the annotation of a GenBank genome assembly. Lineage: Eukaryota; Dinophyceae; Suessiales; Symbiodiniaceae.